Mizuhopecten yessoensis (Yesso scallop) is the source of this 2176-nucleotide messenger RNA. Its product is annotated as integrator complex subunit 10-like. Gene Ontology annotation, biological process: snRNA processing. Gene Ontology annotation, cellular component: integrator complex. Bases 94 to 2118 code for a protein of 674 amino acids. NCBI's taxonomy places the organism in Eukaryota, Metazoa, Mollusca, Bivalvia, Pectinida, Pectinidae. The record is from RefSeq and is a predicted model, not a curated record. The transcript has 17 exons.
GUUUUUCCCCUCCACGUGAAGAGUUCCCUUACAGUAUUCGAUAAACACAGUUGUAUUUGAUGUUGGCACUUUAUCUCGAUAACUAGCCCAGAUAUGGCAGCAGUUUGCCAGAAACUUUCUGAUGAAGACUGGCUCGUUUCACGUGCACGAUCGUGUAUGAAAACAGACCCGUUCGCAGCUAAAGCAUGGAUGAUAACAGCAAGAACUUUGUUCCCGCAAAACUUUUCAAUUCAGUUUGAGGCAUAUAACCUGGAAAAAGUCGGCAAAAAUGUCAAAGAAGCAGCAAAGUUACUGGAAGAAAUGUUUCUGGCAUUUCCCGAAGAAAGUCGUCUGUGGGCCGAAGUUCAAGCAAUUCUUGGAGUGCUCCAGUCAGAAAUCUCCGACAACAGGAACAGUUUUCUGACAGAGAUCUUCGCGGCUAUUUCCACCCACUCUCAGUGUGAGAUGUUGCUACACGUGGCUGAUAAGAUGAGUGACACCCUGGAACAGUGUCGACUUCUACUGCUGGCCAUGAGGAAGUUUGGCAGCCUUGUUGAUGAACACGGGCUAACUUUGAUAGACAAGUUACAGCGAGCAGAGAAGAAGGCUGCCUACAUGACAGGUGUUAACUGCUACAGAAAGCUGUUAGUUUGUGAUGUGCUGCCGUUGGUCCUUCAGAAGGUGAAGAAGCUGGAUGUUCCUCCUGCCCGGUUGUAUAAAUGGCUACAGCAGGCUAUUGAGUUUCAUGUGAUGUUUAUAACACAGGCGCCCUGUCAACCCUCCAACCAACCUCCUUCUCCAGAUCUGAUGUCACCCACUAAGAAAGGUAAACGGUUUGUGUUGAUCCCGGGUUUGUACGACCGCGAGAGUCAGGUGACCGACCCCUGGGGGAGCUUACUGAGACUGCUUGUUCUGAUUGGUCAGCACCUAGACUGGGAGAUUGACCGAGACCUCUUCACACAGACCAGGGACCAGCAGUGGCAGUAUGUGUUUAACAUUUAUAACAGAGCCAAGCAGAUACAGGGCAGUCCCUACACGAAACAGAUUGUGUAUGUGACCACAGUGCUGUUCCUCGAGUGUCUUUACACCUACGUCAGCAGCGUCGACCCUGACGCCUUCGUGGGUGGAGCGACAGUACAUGGACCCCUUGUGCUGAUAGAAGGGUUCGGAGGUGACUUGUCAGACAAGCCGUCACCGUCCAAGGCAAAAAAGUCCAAGACCAGCGGAUCAGCUACAAAUAUACUAGCAACACCUGGUGUACCAGACUCACAGAAAAUAAUUGAAAGUUUCCUGACAGCAUUUAAAUGUUACGAACUUCUCCACUCCAAACAGGAACUUCAGAGAGAGUUCGUGAGUCUGUGCGAGGUGUGGAGGAUGGAGACGUGGACAUGGAUGGCACAUUUCCAGACAGACAUGCUAAUGUACCAGGGAGCAUUCCAGGAUGCCCUUGCCCACCUCCAAUCCUGUACACCUUUGGUCAAAGACAGUAUGAAGAUUCGUAGUUCUCUCCAGAUGGCAUGUUGUUUUAUGGCACUAGGGAAAUAUGGUAGGUCGUGUGAGAUUUUACUGGAGGUCAUAUCCUUCCUACCUGGAGGACAGAGGGCAGAUAAGAAUACGGUACCAAGCGACCCCGUUUCCUCUGGGCGUCACCUGCUGUUGACUUUAUGUACGGAGGAAGAAAUCAUCCCUUACUGUGUUCAGCUCCUGUUGUCCUGUUUAAAGGAAAAGGCGUUAUCUCCAAACAAAACAGAUGACACAGCUCUUGGUCACAUGGUGGUUUUACUGCAAUAUGAUUGGCCGAGACAGGAACCAUUAUUUCAGCAAGUAGUGAAGAAAGUCAGAAGCCAGGGAUCAUUUACAUACAACCUCUUCUUCAAUUUCAUUAUCAAUAUUGAUAUUUUGGAGGAGUUUGCAUUUCUGAAAACACAGGAGGGCGGCAAAGUUUCUCUAGACAUCCUUCCCGUCAGUACAAAGGCCAUAGCUCAACAAAGAACAGUGACACGCGGUGUAAAUAAGAAUGUGAAAGAGGACUUUAAACAUACGAUGGAGAAACAAGUGGCACGAUCAGAGGAAAGUAUUGACAACCUGAUUCGCAGCUUCCUGUUGGAGGAGAGGCAGCAGAUCAUCAAAAGUGUGUGACGGUCUGCAGGGCUGGGAUAAUGUAGGGGUGGGGAUUUAUUUGUAAUAAAAUGAUAAA